AUGGACGUGGGAAUCACGGAACAUGGCGUAUUGGAGUUGGAGCGUAUAUUUGAGGGAACCAUCAAACCAACAGAUCUAAAGUUAUCAGCUCUACAGAGCAUCACCGGAAAUUUCUCACAAGAGCGAAUAGUUGGUACGGGCGGAUUUGGAACCUUAUACAAGGGUGUCCUUCGAAAUGGAGAAGUUGCUGUCAAGAGGAUAAAGAGCAACCAUACAAUUGAUGAGAAUGUAUUUCGUCGGGAGGUUAACAGCUUAUUGCAUGUCAGCCAUAAGAAUAUAGUUCGGUUUCUUGGCUUCUGUUCUCACACAGAACAUAAAGUAUUCGAAAAUGAAGGAUCAAGAGAUUACAUUUAUGCAGAGGAUAGAGAAAGAAUACUCUGUUUUGAGUACAUCAACAACGGAAGUCUUGAAAAAUAUAUUACAGAUGAAUUAAGAGGGCUUCAAUGGGACACUCGCUUUUUAAUAAUAAAGGGAAUAUGCGAUGGUCUGCAGUAUCUUCAUAUGGAAAAGCAAAUUAUUCAUAGGGAUCUGAAGCCAGCGAACAUACUAAUAGAUUAUAAUAUGGUAGCCAAAAUAACUGAUUUUGGUUUAUCAAGAAUGGAGGAAAAUGCACAAACCAAAAGUACAACCCGGGUUUCAUCACCAGGAUACACCGCUCCAGAAUACAUAGACAAAGGCAAAAUGUCAGUCAAGUAUGACGUGUAUAGCUUGGGAAUCAUAAUAAUCGAACUGGUGACAGGACAUAGGAGUAUUCCCGACAGUAAUAAUGUAAGUGUUUUUUAUAUUGUAGGUGGCCUCCUUUUACAGAUAUAG
Triticum turgidum subsp. durum (durum wheat) is the source of this 813-nucleotide messenger RNA. The record is from the annotation of a GenBank genome assembly. NCBI's taxonomy places the organism in Eukaryota, Viridiplantae, Streptophyta, Magnoliopsida, Poales, Poaceae.